This is a messenger RNA of Gastrolobium bilobum, 2118 nucleotides long. RefSeq lists its product as uncharacterized. Gene Ontology annotation, cellular component: catalytic step 2 spliceosome. The record is from RefSeq and is a predicted model, not a curated record. Bases 179 to 1696 code for a protein of 505 amino acids. NCBI's taxonomy places the organism in Eukaryota, Viridiplantae, Streptophyta, Magnoliopsida, Fabales, Fabaceae. The transcript has a single exon.
UCCAAACUUCCAAUCCAAGUUGCGCAAUCACGCUUGCCCUCAUUUGUGUUGGACCUGAAAAACUCCAAUCAAUCAAACCCUAACCCUAACCCUAACCCACAAAUUUCAAUUUUCAAUCUUCAGUUUUCAGUUUUCAACUUCAUCACAUCAAUUCAGUCGAGAAUUUCAACAAGGAAAAAUGCUUCAAUCUCCAGGCCACUCUCCGCUCCAUCUCUCUUCCCCAUCCCCUUCCCUUUCCCAACUUUCUGUGCAAAACCCUAAUGGGUCUUCAUCAUCCUCUGCGAUUGCGAGUGCGAAGCAACCAACGGUUCUCGACGAAGACACCUACGUGGAAGCUUUGGAGAAGAUUAUCGAGCGCGACUACUUCCCCGACAUCUCGAAGCUUCGCGACCGCCUCGAUUGGCUCGAAGCCAUCAAGACCGGUGAUCCCGUUCAAAUUCGCGAUGCCCAGUUGAAGAUCAUAGAGCGUCGUGCUGGUACAAAUAGAAAGGUAACCAAUUCUAACACUCUCGAUGGUAGAAUCUCACAGACACCCGGUUCCACCUUUAUGAGAAAUUUCACUCCUUUUGAUGAAUUUGAUGGAAAACCCCCCAAAACACCCGGUUUGUCUGUAGUAGAUGAGGGAGAGAUUAAGACUAGCGAGGGGGGUGGUCUGGUGGAUGAUUCGCUUGGCCUGGAUCAAUUUCUGAGGAGGUAUACGAGUGAAGAUAAUCAUAGCUUUUCAAAGAUUUUGGACAAAGUGAAUAGGAAGAGGAAAGAGAGAUUUGGGUAUUUGAAUGAAGAUGUUAAGGCUAUUGAGGAUGCGAAGAGGGAUAGGAUAACUGAUGGUUAUGGAACCUCUUAUCAGCCUCCAAGUACCUUGGAAGGCUGGAAUUACACGGCCAAGAAUUUGUUGAUGUAUCAUCCUGCUGAUCGGGGUGAGGUCCCGCUGACUGAGGAGGAAAGGAAUUUUAGGAUCAAAGGCUUGACGAAGGAAAUCAAUCGGCCAAAUACAAGAUUUCAUUCUAAAAUGAUGGAUUCUAGGCCGAAAGAAGAUGGAACUGUUGAGAUGCUUUAUACCCCCAUUGCUGGUGCUACUCCCGCUCCUAUGUCUCUCAGAGAUGGGGAUAAAUUAAAGAAGUAUGAUCUUGAGGAUUUGAGGAAGACUCCGAAUCCGUUUUAUUUGGAAUCUGGGAAGAAAGCUGAGAAUGGUUAUAGCUUUGUGAAGACACCAUCUCCUGCACCGGGAGUUGAUGAAUCCCCGUUUAUUACUUGGGGAGAAAUAGAAGGGACACCACUGAGGUUGGACAUGGAGGAUACGCCAAUUGAUAUUGGUGGUAGUGCUGAUGGGCCUCAUUAUAAGAUUCCUUCUGCACCGGCAAGAGAUGCAAAAGCACACUCACUUUCUAGGGAGGCUGCACGUAAGCUGAGGGAGAGGUCAAAGAUGUUUCGUAAGCCCCCGUUGUCAUCACCAGUUAGAGGUGGAAGUGCUAGUCCAAGCAUGCGGACCCUUUCUCCUGCUGCUCAGAAGUUUGUACGGAAUGCAAUUGCCAAGUCCUCAUCUUCUGUUGAUGAAUCACUCCGUGCAAGUUACCGUGGUUCUUCUCCUGCAUUGGCUACUCCUAGAACUAGAAGUGUGUCAAGGUUUGGUACAGAAGAUGGGAGCUUGGUUUCCAGGUCUCCAUCUGUUAGAGAGGACUCCAAUCCUCCCUGGUAAUAUGUUGUAACAUGUUUUGAAGCCAUGAUAAAAUGAUCACGUAGUAAGUCUUUUUUCUUCCUGGACAAUGUAUUAAAAUAAUAAAAUCUCAUCGACCAAUGUAAAUUUGGAGAGGAAGAGCAAUCUGAGGAUAAUAGAUUUUUCUUUCUGAAUUUUUCAUUCCAAAUUUUAAUUCUUUUAGUUUUAUUCUUGUUUACUGGUUGUCUAUAUCAGAAAUCUCGUUGAUAAAAGUUCUCUUGUGAAUCCUUCUAUUGAAGGCAUUGUUGUAUACUGAACUAACUAUGAAGUUACUAUCUCUGACCUUUUGGCUGUUAAACAGGUUUUCUUUUUAUUGCAAGUUCCUUAAUGUUUCUUUGUGCUUAAAUAAGUAGGCUCUUUAUGGCUUCAUAUACAUGUGCGCUGUCGUCAGUUAACCAAAUCCC